CAACCUGACAGCUUUGUUAUGGUAGUGUGACUGGGAACAAGAGGAUUUUGUUCACUGACGAAGUAGCCCAGCGAGAGAGGCCAGCAUUCAAUCAGUCCGUGUUUAUCUGUAAUCUACCGUGAUGUCGUUACAUUUCAGUGCCAAUCAGUAUGAUCAGGCAUUUCAUCCCAAGCGCUUACAGAACUGGGAGGUCCCUAAACAGUUUCGAGAAAGGCCAAGAGCGUUUGAUGGAUUUACACAAAUUGUAGCUAGCAACAGAGGUCAUCUCCUUCAAGGGGUUAAAAGGUCAAGGGAAUCUCCAUGGGGAAACUUCGUUGGUACAUGGGACAUGCCUCUACAUAUACCAGGCAAUAAAAUGAUGAACAGCACUGCCAGAGCUUUUCAUUCACAAGUGAGGUUAGAGAGAUGCAAGACAGAUGGUGACAUAAUCCUCAGUGGAAAACUAAAGAGGCCACAUGUGCCUGACCCACUGCCAGUAAAAGCUGACAUGGAUGCAGACAAAGGGUUGGAGGGGGUACCUCCCAAACCCCUGGAUCCCAUCCCUCCCUCCUCCCCUCUGGCUCCAUUAGACCCAAUUACUGCCUCCAAUGUAGCAGUUAAUGGUUCUCAGAGGUCAGGGGCCAAAAACCCUGAGCCAAUCACGCGGGCCAGCCCCAAACUGGCCCCCAUCAGCCCCGCUGGCAGACCUGCGACAGGAGCAAAGACCCCCCUCGACUGGCCCCGACCAGCUUCUAGAGUCAAAUCUGCAACCCCCAAAGGAUCUCCAGAACCCGAGUUGCAACAACUGUCUGCAGCGAAGUCCCCCGUGAACUGGCCCUCCCCUAAAGAACCAGAAAAAGUAGCAGCCUAGGCUGUGAAAAUGUUAGAUAAAAGAAGACUCUGAUUUGAAGCCUAAAAAAGAUUUUCGAAAAAAAUUCAGUUCUUAUCUGUUGUCAUGACAUUAAAAUAAGAAAUGGAAAAAAGCAUGGAAAAAAAAAUCAAAUUACUUAGAAAUCCUCUGGAUUAUAAGGUUUUAUAGUCUUUCUAAGGCAUUUAUUAUCUUUAAUGAUUUGUCUGCACAAAUGUUUGAUUCAAAGUAUUGCAUAGUACAUGUAGUAUGCAGUACUUUUACUUAACACUGUGUGAUCUAGGUGUAUGCGAGGCUAACUUUUAUAUACAUAUAUACAGAAUUUUACAUUCUCCUUGGACUCUGUGCAGGAAGAGAGAGAGAUGUUGAAAGAUUUAUGUACCUUUAUUUAUACAAGGUGUUUUAUAUGAGUAUAUAUUGAUUUGUUUUAUGGGAACAUGGGGUUCUAUUUCUCAUUACUUUAGCCACAUUCUUACCAUGCAGUUUAAUAUUUAAAUCUUAAAAUAACAAAGAUUAAUUCUUGUAAUCUGUGCCUGUGAUAUUUUUUAAAUUUAAUGGAGCUAUAGCAUUGGUGGGGUUUAUUAAUUAUAAUUAAUGCACCAUACUCAGUUUGCUUUUAAAUGAACUACAAGAUAUUUCUAUUACCUUGUUAAGAGUUUAAUUUAUUUCAUUGUUGAGUAAAUUAUGUUAAGCAUUUUAUAAAUGUUUGAUAUGUUGUUUACACAUGAAAGAAGUACAUGUAUAGUGCUUUGUUAUUGAAAUUUAACGUCUGCAGGUGUAUGACAGAGUACAUCCCUGGCACCGUUAUGUCCUUAGCUGUUAUUUGUAUGGAAGUUCUGUAAUGCCUGUCUUUUAAUGUAUACCAUUGUUAUCACACAAUUUUUAAGACAGUGAAAAAUCAAUUAAAAAGUUUUUAAAAUCAAAUAAAAUUGUGAAAAUAUAA
This is a messenger RNA of Saccostrea cuccullata (small rock oyster), 1790 nucleotides long. RefSeq names its product protein Flattop homolog. Lineage: Eukaryota; Metazoa; Mollusca; Bivalvia; Ostreida; Ostreidae. Gene Ontology annotation, cellular component: ciliary basal body. The record is from RefSeq and is a predicted model, not a curated record. Gene Ontology annotation, biological process: cilium organization. The transcript has 5 exons. The coding region runs from base 122 to 850 and encodes 242 amino acids.